Messenger RNA from Kockovaella imperatae, 975 nucleotides. RefSeq lists its product as hypothetical. The coding region runs from base 1 to 975 and encodes 324 amino acids. The record is from RefSeq and is a predicted model, not a curated record. Lineage: Eukaryota; Fungi; Basidiomycota; Tremellomycetes; Tremellales; Cuniculitremaceae. The transcript has 6 exons. Gene Ontology annotation, cellular component: plasma membrane; fungal-type vacuole.
AUGGGAUACUCUGGUCCAGUUCAGGUUCCGCCUCCUGAUGGCGAAUCGGCCAUGUGGCAGUAUGGCUACGUGCCAUCUCUCGCCCUGGGAAUCGUCGGGGUCAUUGUUUGGCUCGCUUUGGCUGGUCCUCAUCUCUUCUACCUCUUCACCCGAAGAGGGACGAGAUCUGUCCACGGACUAUUCUUCUUCGCUUCCAUCAUCGAAGCUCUCGGGUUCGGUGCAAGACUCUACUCCCAUGGUCACCCUUUUAGCGGCAUGUCCGCACUCAUCGGAUUCUAUCUCAUCCAAAUUGGGACCAUUCUCAUGACGGCUGCUCUCUACAAAUCAAUUCAACGGGUCAUCAAGUACACUCCGGAUGGUCGACGAUUGUCGCCUAUGCGACCUAGGUCCUUGCUCACUCUCUUUGUCAUCCUCGACGUCGUCUUUGAGAUCAUGCAAGUGGGUGGACAAUGGCUGGUCAUCGGUGCCAAGAGCGCCGACUACACUGGCGAUGAUCCCAUGUUCGCUCUGGGCACCUCUGGCCUUAUUUUCCUCGCUGGCAAUACUCUCCAAGCCAUCACCAUCAUCAUCGUUUCCAUCUUCACUUGGGUCAUCCUUCGUCGUUCUAACCGAAUGCUCGAGACUGCCGACCCCUCCGUUCAAUACCCUCUGCUUAAGGGGCUCUUGCUUCAAGUUUUGAUCUCGUUCGGGCUCUUCUUCAUUCGACUCGUUGUCAGAAUCGCCGAAGGCGCUCAGGGUCUGUACGAGUACGCUGCACUCCACGAAUGGGUCUUUGGAGUCUUUGAAUUUGUCCCACUCGUUCUUCUCGUCGGUCUGUGGGCCGGACGACCCCUGUACAAAUUCAUCUUCCCCUUCGGACAUCGACACGGACAAGGCGCUCAUACUCGAAACGAUAUUGCCGCAGCGGCCGAAGCUGGAGGAAUCCUCCCUGCCUCCUCAUCCUCUUCGGACGACGUUGCUCGAACAAAGGCUUGA